AAUUAUUGUAUAAGCAAGGAUUUUUAAAUCCAAUACCAUCUAAUUUCAAAAAUCAUACCGCAACUUUUUGGGAAAGUUUUCGUCAAACGUUAGAUAAAAACAAGCAUGAAUUUAAUGGAAAAACACGAAUACUAUCGGUUAGG
Messenger RNA from Dentiscutata heterogama, 143 nucleotides. NCBI's taxonomy places the organism in Eukaryota, Fungi, Glomeromycota, Glomeromycetes, Diversisporales, Gigasporaceae. The record is from the annotation of a GenBank genome assembly.